This is a messenger RNA of Micropterus dolomieu (smallmouth bass), 1222 nucleotides long. It is a transcript of the gene igfbp7, whose product is annotated as insulin-like growth factor binding protein 7. Lineage: Eukaryota; Metazoa; Chordata; Actinopteri; Centrarchiformes; Centrarchidae. Gene Ontology annotation, cellular component: extracellular region. Bases 82 to 888 code for a protein of 268 amino acids. The transcript has 5 exons. The record is from RefSeq and is a predicted model, not a curated record. Gene Ontology annotation, molecular function: insulin-like growth factor binding. Gene Ontology annotation, biological process: regulation of signal transduction; regulation of cell growth.
GCAGAGAAACGGCUCUGAGUUUGCAGAUCAGGUCUCAUUGAGUUCAGACCGCGACGCUGUUCGGAUCCACAUCAGACCACCAUGAGGUCUUUCGCUGUCUUUCUGUGUCUGGUUCCGGUUCUGUCGCUGCCCUCGGUCCUCCCGCUCCGGUUCUCGGCGGGUCCUGGCUGCGGGCCGUGUGACCCGUCUCAGUGCGCUCCUCUCCCGGCGGAGGGCUGCCCCGCAGGCUCUCUGCGGGACUCCUGCGGCUGCUGCUCCGUGUGCGCUGCCGCAGAGGGAGAGCUGUGCGGCGGCCGCCGCGCGGCAGCGCGCCGCUGCGGCUCCGGACUGGAAUGCGUCAAAAGCGACGCGGACAAGAAGAACAAGCUGGGCGUCUGCACCUGCAAGAGCAACCACCAGGUGUGUGGGACAGACGGAGUGACGUACAGGAACGGCUGCGCACUGAAGAGCGCCAGCCUGACAGCACAGACUGAGGGCAAAGAACCCAUCAACAUCCAGAACAAAGGCCGCUGCCCCACAGCUCCGCUCAUCGUCACUCCUCCAGGUGAGGUCUACAAUGUGAGCGGCUCUCAGGUGUACCUGAGCUGUGAGGCGGUGGGCGUGCCCACACCUGUCCUCACCUGGAAGAGGGUCCUCAGUGGGAAGAAGAGGAUGGAGCUUCUUCCUGGAGACAGAGACAACUUGGCGAUUCAGACGAGAGGAGGACCAGAGAAGCAUGAAGUGACCGGCUGGGUGCUGAUCUCCCCUCUGACCAAAGACGAAGAAGGAUCCUACGAGUGUCACGCCGCCAACUCCCAAGGAGAAGCUUCAGCUGUCGGCGCCAUUCACCUGGUCGAGUCCAUCGACGACAUCAUCAUCAAGAAAGUGAUGAAGGAAGAUGAGCUGUGAUCAGCUGAUCAGAGAUCGGUGAAGACGAUCAGCUGAAGAUGAUCUGACAUCUUUUCUUCAUCUCUUUUAUUGUAGUUCUGAAUUUAAACUGUAGUUUCUAUCAUUUAGAUUUUAAUCAUCUUUAUUAUCUUUUUCUCUUCUGAGCAGAUAAACUGAAAUCAGUCAGGCUUUUAUUUUGGACUUUGGAUAGCUGUAGGUAACCAUAGCAACAGUAUUGACGCACAAAAUAAAACUAUUGCUCGUCAGUGUGAGUAUUAAACUUUCUUCAGUUUGUUUGUUUGUGGAAACUGAAAUUCUAGUUUCUGUUUUUGUCUGAAUAAAACCUAUAAAAAUG